Molecule: messenger RNA, 2711 nt
Organism: Cygnus olor (mute swan)
Lineage: Eukaryota; Metazoa; Chordata; Aves; Anseriformes; Anatidae
Product: alpha-1,6-mannosyl-glycoprotein 4-beta-N-acetylglucosaminyltransferase-like
Exons: 5
Coding region: 1212-2615 (467 amino acids)
Biological process (GO): protein N-linked glycosylation
Molecular function (GO): acetylglucosaminyltransferase activity
Source: RefSeq, a predicted model, not a curated record
GCGGUGUGAUAUUUCAGAGUCUGAAAGCAGUAAGCAAAGCAGCAACGAUCAACAAUAAUACUGAUUCACAGUCCAACAGAUGUUUAAAAACCAGCAUACAUGAUCAAACAAAGGCGUUAUUUCAAAGAGGAUUUGUAAGGCAAAGGUCUUUCCUGAGUGUAAAGAUAUUCCAAGUUCUCACAGUGAUGUUCCCCUUUGAAAAGAAGAUCUAAACUUCUAAAACUUUUCAGAGGUACUUCUUCAGGUACUUUUCAGAGAAGAUGGAGGGAGAGGAGAUGCAGGGGAUAAACUAACGUAACUUGAGCAGCUGUGGAGGACUUGAGUCUGUUUUUUGUCAGAGCAGUGGAGCAGUAUUGGCCUGUUGACACUGGAAAGCCCAGAAGCAGUCAGCGAUUUAGUUCUUGACUAAACAAAUUAAUUGCCGUGAGGAAGAAGAAGCCCUGAAACUUUCUGCAGCCGCUGUGGCUCUGGGGUGCUUGUUAGAAUGGUAGAAUAUCCCGAAUUGGAAGGGACCCACAAGGAUCAUCGAGUCCAACUCCUAGCUCCACACAGGACCAAAAAUCAGACCCUGUGUCUGAGAGCGUUGUCCAAACACUUCUUGAACUCCGGCAGGCUCAGUGCCAUGACUGUCACCCUAGGGAGCCUGUUCCAGUGCCCGACUGCCCUCUUGGUGAAGAACCUUUUCCUAACGUCCAGCCUGACCCUCCCCUGGUGCAGCUCUGUGCUGUUCCCUCGGCUCAAUGGUCACCGGAGAGAAAAGAUCUUGUUUGAGGAGGGUGUGGGGUGCUGAGGCUGGGCCUGUGAGGAGCAGCCGGUCGUGUCCGGAGUGAAUUGGGCAGGAAAUUCAGUGGGUGAGCAUCUUGCUGCUGACAGACGUGGGUCUCCUGGAGGAGUGGCAACAGGCAGAGGAGGUGCUGGAGCGUGGCUCCUGGAAAAUAGAGGGUGACUGGAAGGAGCGGGAGUUCUUCAUUUAAUAUGCAAAUAACCCACAGUCCCUGUGUAGCUGCCUGGCAGGAGUUUCUCGCAUGUGCUUCUGCCACAAUGUAAAUCACCGCCAAGGACAUCUGCCCCAGUCUUGGACCUACAUUAGAGCUCUGUGAUGUUGACUUCAAACAAAUGCAUUUGGGAAAACUCCUGCCUCAGUUUCCCUUUUCUCUGCUGCUGAACAAAUAUUUUGGAACUGACAGGCCUCAGCGGGCUGGCCCGGUGCUAUGAGAUGCUCCCCGAAGCGCUCCCUCACUGCUGCGCUCGCAGCCUUCGUCGUCCUCCUCCUCUUCCUCCUCCUGCGUAGGGACAGCUGGCAGGAGCAGGAGCCCCUCGAGGUGGAGUUUACGGACCUACCCCCAGACACCGCCCUGCAGAUGCUGAAGCCAGAAGGGGCCCUGCACAUCCUCCAGGACCUAGACAACCUCUCUGCGCCCCACAACGUCUCCUACCACCUUCUCGCUGGCUCCCUGUCACCCCGCAAAAAGUUCUUGGCGGUGGGGCUGGCGUCAGUGCGGCGGCCACGCGGCUACUACCUCCCGGCCACGCUCAUGUCCCUCUUCAAGCAGUCAACAAAGGAGGAGCUGCAGGAGAUGGUGGUGGUGGUGCACCUGGCUGACAAGGACCCUGGCUGGAAUGCCCGGGUGGCCGCCGACAUCACCCGCAAGUUUGCUCACCACAUCCUCCUGGGCCGGCUCCUGCUGAUCCACGCUCCCCAGGAGUUUUACCCCACCCUGGAGGGCCUCAAGAGAAACUACAACGACCCGGAGGAGCGGGUGAAGUUCAGGUCGAAGCAGAAUGUGGAUUACGCGUUCCUUCUGGCCUUCGCCGCCAACCUGUCCUCCUACUACUUGAUGAUUGAGGAUGACGUGUGGUCUGCCAAGUCCUUCUUCACGGCCAUCCGCAAGGCGGUGGCCUCCCAGGAAGGCACGAACUGGGCCACCCUCGAGUUCUCCAAGCUGGGCUACAUCGGUAAGCUCUACCGCUCCAGUGACCUUCCUCGCCUGGCUCGCUUCCUCCUCCUCUUCUACCAGGAGAUGCCCUGUGACUGGCUGCUGGUCCAUUUCCGCCUCCUGCUCACCCAGAAGGACGUCAUCCGCUUCAGGCCCUCCCUCUUCCAGCACAUGGGCCUCUACUCCUCCUUCCAGGGCACCGUCAACCGGCUGGAGGACGACGAGUUCGAGGCCGACGCCAUGGACCUCCCAGACAACCCGCCCGCAGCCUUGUUCACCAGCAUGACCGUCUUUGAGAACUACGAGCCCCUCAAGGCUUACAGCGCAGCAGGGGGUUACUUUUGGGGGAAAAGCCCGGGAGAUGGCAGCAUCUUCUGCAUCGUCUUCCAACAGCCAGCCCGCAUCACCCGUGUGCGGGUGCGGACGGGCUCCAGUGAGCGCCAGGGGGACUUCUUGCGCGCAGGGGUGCUGGAGCUGGGCCGGAGGCGACGGGCCGACGGCCGGGACUGCUCUGCCUACAUCACCGUGGGCACCUUCGAGAAGGGGCUCUUUGAGCGGCGGGGGCUGGAGAAAGGAGUGCCCAGCCCCGUGGAGUGCGUGCGGAUCCGGGUAACCAAGGGCCAGAGCGAGUGGCUCAUCAUCCAGAGCAUCGACAUCUGGACCGCGGCAGACACCUGACCGCGGGGCGCUGAGGCGAUCGGAUUUUUGCACUACGAGGAGCUUUAUUUUUCUCAGCCCCUUUUCGGAUGGGGAAUUAAAUUAUUCAGUCCUGCC